ACCGGACGUCAUCAUCGCUGAAAGUGUUUUAAACUUUGUGAUGUUUCUCUGCGCGCUAACGUAAAGAUCGGUCUCGGCAGCAAGUUUAAUAAUGGCUUCGUUUGUUGCUGAGGUGCUGUCUUCUGCAGGUGUUGUGAUGAACUUCAUGAAGGACGGGAUAUUCAUCCAAUAAAUUAUUUAUGCCAAAUGGAGCGGGAAGAAAUCAAUGAACGGUUAAGUCUUCUUGCUCGUCGUAUGGAGGAGCUAAAGGCAGAUAUCCAUACUGCCAUCACAACCUCUUUCACCCACUUUGAUUCUAGUUUUGACACAACAACAACACUUUCUGAAAAAGUCAAGGCUUUGUCAGAAGAAAUGGAGUCACUGUCACUGAAAAUCAAUAGUGAGGUCAAGGGUCAGCUGAGCAUCUCCACUGGAGACUUUCAGGGUCUGUCACGACAGCUGGGACAGGUGACUGCUGUGAUGGGACUACUGGAAAAAUUAUCCCAAGCCCAGCAGCUGCUUGAAAACAUUGCCCAGGCUACAGCCAGUGGAAAGUUCUUAAGUGCUGCUUCCUCUCUUCAGGUUUUAGAGGAAGCCUUGUCCAACCCACUGUGUGAACGGGAAGAAGAGAUUAAAAUUUUGGUAUCACUUCGCACAGAACAAAAAGUGCUGAAGCAAAAGCUUAUCCAACAACUUAAUGAUACCUGGAAAGGAAUGGUUGGAUGGUCGCAAGUUGAAAACAUGCAAAAGACCAACACAGCUGAUCAGUUAGUUGACACAGUCAACAAAAGAGAUACUGAUUUAGAGUUAAGACAGUGUGAACUGCGGCUGCCCAAAAGUUCUGAAGUUGAGCAACAAAUUAUACAGGAGGUAGUCCUAGCAUUAGAGUCUCUGGGUCAGCUGGACAGAAAGAUCCAGACCUUUGGUCGCCAAUUCUUGGAGUAUGUCAUCUUUGCCCUUGUAUUGCGGUGGCAAAAGGUUGAGGUUACAGAGGCCAUUGUUGGACAGGUAAAACAAGUUACCUUUAAGGCAGCUAGCUUGCAGAAGCAGCCAGUCCACGUGAAUGUCUUUUCAUUGAUGGAGUCAGUUUUGGAUAUGCUGAAUGAGAACCUGUUACAUAUCAAGGUAGUAAGACAUAGCUCGACAGAUUCUGCGAAAGUGGAAGUGACACUGAUGAAUCUUCUUGGUGAAGAGAUUGGAGAAAGGGUACUACAAGGCAUUGUUAAGGAAUGUCUGUCCAGUGCCAUACCUAGUACCAGUAAAGAGCUCGAAGGGUUUCAUGAGGUGGUAGCCAUUACAAAGAAGUUCCAGGAACGGCUUGUGGCUCUGGGUUUUAUUGAUGCAUCCAGUCAGACUCUGCUGGACUAUGUGCAAAAUGUCAACGUGCUCUUCGCCAACAAGAAGUGUCAAGGCAUUCUGGAGCAGGCUCGAAGCCUCAUGACAUCAGACUUGCACGACACUGUGCAGGUACACGCUGGUGCCUCUGGAGGGGAACUGCCUCCCCUGGAUAAAUCAGGUGGCCCCAGCCGUGAAAAAUUGCGAAAAAUGGCAGCUGGUAUCGACCCACUCUUGAGUAGUUCCUGUUUCCGAAUGCCCUCCUGCAGAAUUAGUGCUCGUGUCAAAGAGCUGAUGGACCUUGCAUAUAGUACAUUGAGUGAGGCCUGUACAAGUUCCCCACAGUGUGCUGCACAGAUGUUCUAUGCAGUCCGUGGCAUAUUUGAACUUUACUGCAGUGUUGUCCCCACUUAUCAUGCCCACAGUAUUGCCAACUUCCCACAACUGGCAGCACUUCAUCACAAUAACUGCAUGUAUCUGGCUCACCACUUGCUAACUCUUGGACACCAGUUCCAGAGCAGCCUACCUGAAGGAGUUAAUUCCACCUUUGUCGACAUUAUACCUGAAGUUCGCGCCUUGGGUGCCACCAGUUUCCUAGAGCAGAUGAACACACAGAAGACCAUCAUUGAACAGUACUUACAGGGUGCAGCAGGUUUUGUGGGCCUGGAAGAAGAGAAGAAUCACUCGUGUGCAGCAAAAGCAGUAAAACAGGCUCUGCAUCAGCUGACUCACCUUCAGAAAAUAUGGCUGGACAUACUGCCGACCUCUGUCUACUGCAAGGCAAUAGGCAUCCUGUUCAAUUCGUUCAUCUCAGAUGUGAUAAAUCACAUCACCGUGCUGGAGGACAUUUCAACAGAUGCUGCCCGCAGACUGGUUUUACUGACCAAACAGAUUGAUGACAGAGGCACAACACUUUUCUCCACUAGUUCACAGGAGACAGAGGAUGAUAUCAAAAGAAGCGCUAUUGCAAAAGCAGAACUUCACAGACACGUGUCACUGUGGUCCAAAUUCAUGGAGCUGCAGCUUGUACUCAGCAGCAGUCUGCAAGAGAUUAGUGACCGCUGGUCAGAUGGCAAAGGGCCGUUGGCUUCAGAAUUUUCGCCCAGCGAAAUCAAACAGCUCAUAAGAGCCUUGUUUCAAAACACUGACAGGCGAGCUGCAGUGCUGGCCAAAAUAAAAUAAUUAUUUACAAAUUGUCUAUACAUUGACAUUGGUCGUCUGUCAGCAUGAUUCAUUUUCUGAUCAGUUAAAAUGCAGUGACUGCACAGUGAUUUAGAGAAUUAUGUUGCAAUAAAGGAUAAAUUGUUGUGGGAAGUUA
This is a messenger RNA of Pomacea canaliculata, 2632 nucleotides long. RefSeq names its product centromere/kinetochore protein zw10 homolog. The coding region runs from base 187 to 2496 and encodes 769 amino acids. The transcript has 12 exons. Lineage: Eukaryota; Metazoa; Mollusca; Gastropoda; Architaenioglossa; Ampullariidae. The record is from RefSeq and is a predicted model, not a curated record. Gene Ontology annotation, biological process: endoplasmic reticulum to Golgi vesicle-mediated transport; mitotic spindle assembly checkpoint signaling; mitotic cell cycle. Gene Ontology annotation, cellular component: nucleus; chromosome, centromeric region; RZZ complex.